ACCUGAGUUGCAAGUAGCAGCUACUGCGAGUAGCUUCUGUGCACUAUGAAGAAUUUUUCAUUGCCUGUGCAGGAUAACACACAUCAGACUGAGAGUCCUCCUCCUCACAGAUUCCUGACUUUUAUAAAUCAUUCAGAUCCUGUUGGAAGACCAGAAAGAGAUGAGCAAUUAGCUCAAGUAGAGAUUGCUGUACUGGGGGUCGUAUUUCUGACAGCGUCUGUAGGCAAUUUUAUUCUCAUACUGGUACUGUGGCGAAGAAGAAAGAAGCUCUCUAGGAUGUAUAUAUUCAUGCUUCAUCUCAGCAUUGCUGAUUUAGUGGUAGCCUUUUUUCAAGUGCUGCCUCAACUCAUAUGGGAUAUUACAGACGUUUUCAUAGGGCCAGAUUUCUUGUGCAGAAUUAUCAAGUAUCUACAAUUGCUGGGCAUGUUUGCCUCUACUUAUAUGAUAGUGGUUAUGACACUGGACAGAUAUCAAGCUGUUUGCUACCCUGUGGUCACUUUCCAGAAGAAGAGAGCUCUCUGGAACAUCCCCAUUUGCACCAGCUGGUCUAUAUCACUGAUUCUUAGCCUACCACAGGUAUUUAUCUUUUCUAAGACUGAAAUUUCUCCAGGUAUCUUUGAAUGCUGGGCUGAAUUUAUUCAGCCAUGGGGCCCAAGGGCAUAUGUGACUUGGAUUUUUGUAGUCAUAUUCUUCAUUCCCUCGGUCAUCCUUACUGUGUGCCAGAUUAAGAUUUGCAAAAUAAUCAAAAGAAAUAUUCAUGUGAAAAAACAGAGUGAAUAUGAGUUAACAAAUCAGAAGCAAGUCCUGCCAUCCAGAGCAAGCAGUGUGAACUGUAUUUCAAAGGCUAUGAUCAAGACUGUAAAAAUGACAGUGGUGACAGUUGUUGCAUAUGUUCUCUGUUGGUCACCUUUCUUCAUUGCACAGCUGUGGUCUGUGUGGUUCCCCAGUGUCAUGACUGAAGGUUCAGCGUUCACCAUUAUCAUGCUCCUUGGCAAUUUAAAUAGUUGCACCAACCCAUGGAUUUACAUGUAUUUUUGUGGCCACAUUCCAUAUUGCACAAAUAAGCAUCUGGAAAGCACUUCAGCUCAAGAGGAAUCAGUGAUCACGGGGAGCAUUCAUCUAGUAGACCCUGAAGAAAACUGUACUUCUGCAUAAAUAUGCAGAAUGCUUUUUGUUGCUUUGUUACAUUUGCUAUGUUUGCAAGUUGUAUUGCUGUUUUACCACCACCCCUUGUUUUGUGGGUAAGCUGGAAAAUUGUCUUUUGUUGUGUAAAUAUAUUUCUCUACUGUUCUGUAUCAUAUAGAGGAAGUUUCUGUGUUGUACCAGUCUGAUUCAGUACUUCCAUCAUAACUGUGCUAUCAGAAUGAAUUCUUGUAAAGCCUGUCAAAGAAUCAUGAAAGUAUCUUAGGUAUUUUAUGUCCCAGUGUAUUUUCUGUGAUUCUGGAUAUCUAAGUAGUAAAAAAUUACAACUAUCUGGUCCAACAAAUUGAAAAAUAAUUGGAAAGGAAUCUGAUGUAAUUAGAUUUGAAUAUAUUUUUUAAUUGAACCAUCGUUCUAGUGUGAUUGGAGGACAGUCUGGCAAAUACUAAGAAGGCAGCAGAAUGUCAGAAGAAUCCUUUGCCAGCUAUUACUGAUACCUGUUUUGAAUUAAAUCCUUAUAUGCAUUUAUAAAAUGCCAAGCAGCUUAAUGUAACUUUUAGAAAAAAUAAUUUAGUGUCCUUGUGACACUGAACACUUCAGUUUCAAAUGCCUGUGUGGAUCACAGGCAUCAACAGCAUAGUGACAGUGCAGGUUUGUGGCUUCAUACCAUGGGAUUUGAUCUUCCAUUCAUUCCCUGAUGUGCAAGCAGUUAACUGAACCCCCCCACUCCCCAUACACGCGCAGACACAUGCUAUGAGUGCUUUCAUUUGUUUUGGCAUGCAAUUUAUUGAUAGAGUGUGCUUAGAACCCGUUCAGUCUCAAAUUCAGUUAUUUCCCUGUUGUGAUCAAAAGAAAUCUGCAUCUUUAUCUCAAAAUGCCAUUUGCUUGUUAGUUUGUGGGUGGUUUUUGCAGGUGUCUAUUUAUUCCCCUUUCAGUAUCUGCAGUCUAAUCAGAACAAUAUGGAAGGAGUAUCAGCAAGCCUUUUUUUAGGUGAGAAUAGAGCUGCAUUCAGAAAUUCUUGGUGAUACUUGCAUGUCAUCUGCCUACAUUAUACUAUGUUUCAUCAGCACUAUUCACAUUUCUUUUUUAUGAAGGCUAGCUAUCUCAAAUUUUGGUGGAAAAGGUACAAAAGUGGGAUUUUUAAAAUUCUCUUUAAAUUGUAGUAUUGCUUUAAAAUAAACAGUGAUUGAAUUGUGAGAAGUGCUGCAGUACCAUGAAUAGUUAUGCUUCAGGUUAAUGUGUGCUGAUAUGACAGAAUAUUCUAUAAUUUCUAUUUCAUGUGUAGUUAGACCUGAUAGGGGUAUAAUCCAAAUAUUGAUGCUCUUUAUGAUAGGAAAAGCUAGUAUUCCAGUCCAGCUGUCUAGAAGAACAGGUCUUCAGCAUGUAAGAAGAGGAAGAAUUAGAUUAAGACAGUACCAAAGAGGAAUGGGGAGAGUCUGUAUGAAGUCUGUUAUAAAUGCAAUCAGGUUACAUACACACCCUUUAACUACUAGUUGUUAAUUCUACCCCACCAUGUGUUCCCUGUUAGAGCAAUUCUGUAACUCAGAUGACAGUGUCAGUAUCUGGAAUAUGAGCAUGCACAAUGAAAUCCAUUCUAUUAAUAGGUUACUUGUUAUAUUCAGCUACUGACUAGAAGACUUUCAGUCUAAUAAGCUCUUAGUAUGAUUGACCAGAGGUCAUAAUCUCUUUUAUGAGAUGCUGACAAAUUUUGAAGACGGUGCCAAACUUAUGCCCUGCCAAAUUCACUUUGAUCAAUUACUUUGACAAUUUUAACUGAUUAUUUGGUCAAAUAAGCCCCUCCUGCCUCUGCUUUUGGGUGAAGACUGGCAGUGUGAGUGAAAACCCAAGUUAGAACUGGCAGAUUUAUUACAUGAGGCAGACACAUCGUACAGAUGUAGUCAUAUUAUCUAGUUCCCCAACACAUGGUUAGAGUGAAAGCAUCCCCAAGUACAUCCAAAUAUUAGCUAUUCUUGGCUAAAGAGUAUCAUGAGCAGACAAAGGCAAAGCAAGAUAAUCUGUCUAGUCAGUUCUUUCAGUCGAAUCCAGUUUGGAUUGGAUUUCUCAGAGGGGAAAAAAAAAUUAGCAAGGGUUGGGUUUUUUUUGUCUUCAUAAGGUAGGAAUUUGGCCCUGGAUGCCUUGAGUGUUUCCUGUAGGGAGAAUGCAUGAUUUUGAACUAGAUAUUUCAUACAUGCAGUAAAACAGGAUUACAAAGCAAAACAGUUCAAAUAAGAAUUGUAUUAUUUAGAAUAUGGCAGUCAGAAAUAAUUUAUUUAUUACUGUAUUAGCUGAUCAUAUAGAUUUGAAUAGGAAGGAAAUCAACCUGUUAGAUAGUAAGAAAUAAAUUGAUGGAAUUUAUGCUACAACUUCAAAACUCCCAAAAUCCAGCUCUUCAAUCCUAUGUGUGCCAACACUAGGUUCCUCUCUGCUCUCCAAAUCCCAAGUGGAGCUUCUGCGAUACGUUUCCCAAACUCUACUCACCCUAUCUCUUGCCCCUGUACCCCAAAUUGUCUUCACUUUGCCUCUGUGUCUUUUUCUUGGGCUUGCACGAAGCUACCGUGAUCGCCACUUCAGGACUUUCUGAGGCCAAUCUCAUUGAGAAAGCUAAUUUUGAAAAAUUCUACAAGUUCUCUGUAAAAAUUCCACUACUUUGUGCUUCACCUUUUCAUAAAUGAAAGAAAGAAGCAUCUCUGAGUGAAACUAACUGGCCAUACUCACCUCCUCUUGUUUUUCUUGCCAACACAGCAGAUCAGAGCAUAUACUUCCACUAGUGAAGUCAGUUGGUGGAGAAGUUAGUCCUAUCAACUAAUCUAAGUAAUUUAUUAUAGUACAGCUCCAUAAUGAAAUGUGAAGGUAAUGAAACUCUAACCAGAGGUUUCUUGAAUUUCUGUCCAAAUGUUUCCCUAGAGAUAGAGUGCAAACACUGAAGUGCUAUUGUGUUUAUCAAAUGCUAUUUUAUAUCAUAAUUGAUAUUCUGAAAGACCUUCAGCAUUGUGGAUUUAUCUUUCUUGCAUCCAUUCCAGUGUACCUAUGUGUAUAUAAAAAGUUAAAAUUACGUAUUCCCCAAACUUCAGCAACAAAUCUCCUAAAUUUUGACUUAACAACACAGGAUUCAGUAGGACCUUGUGGAAGGACAACACCACUUGGGAGAGGAGGUUGAAAAUAUGACAAUCAGAAAUGAAGAUGUGUGGAAAUUAUGGCUGGGGACUUGGAUACAGCUAGAGACAGACAAGACCUUACAUCUCAGUAACCACUUUUCAAAAUAAUUGGUUCAGUAACACAUAACAAAACCAGGUACAAGAAAGAUUUAAUAUUACUGUCAUCAUUGCUUUUAUCAUUGUCAUCAGCAUCAUUGAAAUGAAAUCAAUAUAUAAGAUCCAAUAAUUUUUAAAACAAAACAUACUUGGCACAGUGUGACAUAUGUAGAUCAGUUCUGAUACUAAAAUAGUACAAAAGAUAUGGUUUCAAUCAUGAAACCCCCUCUUUUUAUCACUGAUGUUAUUAUUUUAUUUAGCUAAUAGGAUAUAUAUGUUCUUUGCUUCAAAGAUUAUUGUUUUGUGUGCUGAAUUAUGUGAACUUAUCCAAAGACAAAUUUGAGCACAAGACAUUAAAAAUUUGUUGACAUGUUUGUAUGUUUAAUUGUGUCUAUAUUAAACCACAGUUGUUGCUUUAA
This is a messenger RNA of Pogoniulus pusillus (Red-fronted tinkerbird), 4810 nucleotides long. Its product is annotated as arg8-vasotocin receptor-like. Gene Ontology annotation, molecular function: peptide binding; vasopressin receptor activity. Lineage: Eukaryota; Metazoa; Chordata; Aves; Piciformes; Lybiidae. Gene Ontology annotation, cellular component: plasma membrane. The transcript has 2 exons. The record is from RefSeq and is a predicted model, not a curated record. Gene Ontology annotation, biological process: G protein-coupled receptor signaling pathway; cellular response to hormone stimulus; regulation of systemic arterial blood pressure by vasopressin. The coding region runs from base 46 to 1155 and encodes 369 amino acids.